UGGACAAGCGUGGCGAUAUAAAAAUCGCGUCCGUGCCGUCGGGGCGCAAACAGUCAGUUUAUCACGAUGUGGUGGCUGGAAGGGCUUAGGUCGGGGAUGGGCCGUCUGGAGAUCCUGUUGCUUGUUUACACCUUGCUCUGCUCUCUCGGAGAUUGCCUGUUUGUAACUGACUAUUUCACCCGGACGCCUCGCAAGCUCAACGCAUACCGCUCAUUUGCCAGCGUGGAGCUGUUCCACUUCAACGUGCCUGAAGACACCGUGGUGGCUGUUUGGAACCUCAUCACCUUCAAGGAGCAGGGGGGCACUUUCGGAGACAGCUGCCCAGACCGCAACGUGACAGUGUACUUCAGGUCAGGAGCUCCACCUGUAAUCAACCCCCUCCAGACACGUUUUCCAAAGGACACUAUUGUACCAGGCUCCUUCGCUGUCACUUUGACAUGGACGCUGCCCAACCGCACCACAGGGGUUUUCAAUGUCACCAGCCCCCUCCCAGGAGACUGGUUCCUGGCUGCACACUUACCAAAGGAUAAGGGGAAGAUCUCAGUCAAGGGUCUUCUCGAGGAAUGUCAGUACCUCUUUCAACCUCAGCUCAUUGUUCAGAGGCUCAUUGGGAUUUCAGUGCUGUAUCCUGGUUACUUCAUUGACCAGAUGAUUCCUCUUCAUAAUAGAUCUGUACUCUACAAAGUGUUCAUCCCAAACUACAUCUCUCGGGUGAAGGUACAGCUUGUGGACUGCAAUACAAAGAACAAAAGUGGGGAGAGCUGUCCGGUUUUGUUGAAAAUCCGCUCGAGGGCCCCGCCGGUGCAUAACUCUAGCGCCGUGGACUGCAGAGAGAAUGUUCCCUGUGAGCUGGAGGUCCCUCUGCCAUCCUGGGAGCAGUGGUACUAUAUUUUGGUGGAGCGUUACCUCAGUAGCUCAGAUGUGUACUUUCGCAUUGGCGUUCAGGUUAAAGACUGUUCCAAGCCCAGCGUCUCCAAAGGCUCCUCAGCCAUGAACAUGCCCCAGUCAUUUGGCACUGCGAUGGGGUUCUCUCUGUCAGAUACCCUGCCGGCUGCCAGCCUGCCUAACGUGCCACAGAACCCUUUGGAUCAAGGAUCGCUGUUAACUGCUGAAGAAAGCAUCACUUACUUAGCACCCAUGGCAGACACAAAUAAAUGCUGGCCCAUCCGGCCAACGCUGCGGAAUGAACUGGACACAUUUUCAGUUCAUUUCUACAUCUUUUUUGGACCCAACAUCUCCAUCCCUCCAGACCGGGCAGCGAUAUUUGCCAUCAACCUAAUGCCGGUGCUGGACAGUGGAGGUGUCCUCAACAUGGAGCUCAAACUCAAUGUGUCUUCAGUGAGAGGAGAGAAUAUUACGAUCUUUGGCUGCCUGAAUCAUGGGAUGCCGCUGUCCCUUCACAACAACACGUCAGUCUCAUGUGAAUCUGAGUCAGUUUCAGGAUUUCAUCUCUCCAUUAACACCACCACAAAUAUCACCAAGCUGAGGAUUCCCUACCCACAGACUGGCACGUGGUAUCUGAGCCUGCGGUCCCUGUGUGCCACUGAACACGGGUUUGAAAUGUGUAAUAAUGUGACAGCUGAGGUGUAUCUUCGCUCUUACCUGACCCCCUGCAUCAAUGACUGUGGCACCUAUGGCCAGUGCAAACUCCUGCGCACCAACAACUACCUGUAUGCUGCAUGCGAGUGUAAAGCAGGUUGGGAUGGCUGGGGCUGCACGGACAACACAGAGGCGUACUCAUACGGCUUCCAGCUGCUCUCAACUCUUCUUCUGUGCCUCAGCAACCUGAUGUUCGUCCCACCUGUGACCAUCGCCAUCCGCAGUCAUUACCUGCUGGAGGCGUCUGUCUAUAUAUUCACCAUGUUCUUUUCCACUUUUUAUCAUGCCUGUGACCAGCCAGGCAUUGUGGUCUUCUGCAUCAUGGAGUACGACGUGCUGCAGUUCUGUGACUUCCUCGGCUCGCUCAUGUCUGUAUGGGUCACUGUCAUCGCCAUGGCCAGACUCAAAUCCAUUAUCAAGCAGGUGCUGUACUUGCUGGGGGCGAUGGCUCUGUCAAUGGCCUUACAGCUGGACCGCCAUGGCCUGUGGAACCUUCUGGGCCCCAGUCUUUUUGCUUUAGGCAUCAUGGCCAUCGCCUGGACUGUGCGCACCAUCCGCCGGCGCCGCUGUUACCCGCCAACCUGGAAGCGCUGGGUCUUUUUCCUGUUCCCUGGCACCACCAUUGCCACAUCAGCGGUGGCCUUAUACGCCUUUGUGGAGACGGAGGAGAACUACUUCUACAUCCACAGUAUCUGGCACAUGCUCAUCGCCGGGAGCGUCGGCUUCCUUCUGCCGCCUCGUGCCAAACCUGACGUUAAAGUCACUCCCCUGAAGCGGCGGCGAGGCUGUGGCUACCAGCUCUGUGUGAACGAGCAUGAGGAGAUGGGACUGGUGGACCCAGCAAUCAUUACCAUCAACAGCAUAUGCACCAGCUGAUGAUGUUUGGCACCAUGGACUUUUAUUUGCCUUUCUUCUUCUUCCUUUGGAAUAUAAAAACAUGGAAAACAAAGCCAGAGAACUUACUGAUGCACUGUAAAUAACUUUUGACCGAAACACACACACACACACAUAUACGUCAACGUUUUUUGUCAUUGUUAUUUGAAUGACUAUUAUCGUUAAUAAUAUCGUUUGCAUUGUUAGUAUCUGGGAAUGGUUUGUGUCAGUACACCGAUGCACUGUU
Molecule: messenger RNA, 2719 nt
Organism: Sinocyclocheilus grahami
Lineage: Eukaryota; Metazoa; Chordata; Actinopteri; Cypriniformes; Cyprinidae
Gene: tmem8b
Product: transmembrane protein 8B
Exons: 13
Coding region: 67-2475 (802 amino acids)
Cellular component (GO): membrane
Source: RefSeq, a predicted model, not a curated record